Molecule: messenger RNA, 1578 nt
Organism: Striga hermonthica
Lineage: Eukaryota; Viridiplantae; Streptophyta; Magnoliopsida; Lamiales; Orobanchaceae
Source: the annotation of a GenBank genome assembly
AUGGAAAACAAUUACAAUCUGCUGCAUAUGUUUUGGUCCCUAUUGAUCUCAUAUAUUGUAGUGGCUUUUGUUCUAAAAAUUGUGAUUCACAUCUGGUGGGCACCAAGGAGAACUGAACAACACUUCUUAAGGCAAGGGAUCAAAGGCCCUAAAUAUGAGCUUCUAUUGGGCAACUUAAAAGAGCUUGCUACCUUGAAUUUGAGGGCCUCAACACAACCCAUCACUCUCUCUCACAAUAUCCUCCCAAGGGUCCUCUCAUUUUAUCAUCAUUGGAAGAAAAUUUAUGGUUCAAUGUUCCUGAUUUGGUUCGGGCCGACGGCCCGGCUCACGGUGUCCGACCCAGCCCACAUCAGAGAGAUUUUCAUCCUCAAAUCAGAGCUUUUUGAGAAGAAUGAAUCACCCCCACUUGUGAGGAGAAUUGAAGGGGAUGGCUUGUUGAGCCUCAAGGGACAAAAAUGGGCUCACCACAGAAAGAUCAUUCAACCAACUUUCCACACAGAAAAUCUCAAGCUGAUGAUACCCAUGAUGGCCGAAAGCAUGGAGUCGGCACUUUCGAAAUGGUCCGAGAAAAUGUCGGCUGCCGGCAAAGUCGAAAUCGAGGUUUCGAAUUGGUUCGAGAACCUCGUCGAGGAUGUAAUCACGAGAGCCACUUUCGGGAGCAGCUACGAAGACGGUCGAGCCAUCUUCGAGCUACAGUCCCAACAAAUGGUCCAUGCCACCGAAGCUUAUCAGAAAUUGUUCUUCCCCGGCUACAGGUUUCUGCCGACGAGGAAGAACAGAAUGUCUUGGACAGUGGGAAGACAGAUUCGAAAAUCGCUGCUAAAGCUAAUCGAGUCGAGACGGGCGGCGGCGAGUCGAAGAAAAUCGUCGACGGACGAAUGUGCUAACGAUUUAUUGGAACUGAUGAUCAAAGCGAGCCUCAACGUCAACGGCUCGGAUGAAAGAUCGUUAAUCACGGCAAACGAUGUUGUGGAGGAGUGUAAGACCAUAUUCUUCGCCGGAAAGCACACGACUUCAAAUCUGCUGACAUGGACUACGGUGUUGCUGGCCAUGCACCCACAGUGGCAGGAGGAGGCACGUGAGGAGGUACUGAGAGUGUGUGGGGCACGUGACAUCCCAACUAAAGAUGAUCUUCCCAAACUCAAAAUGCUUGGAAUGAUUCUCAACGAGUCCCUAAGGUUGUACCCGCCGGCCGUGGCUGUAAUCCGGCGUGCCAAGGUGGACGUACAGCUGGCUGGCGGGCCGCACAUCCCGCGUGGCACCGAGCUCUUGGUCCCGAUCUUGGCUGUCCACCACGACCCGGCCUUGUGGUGCCACGACCCGCACGAGUUCAACCCGGCCAGGUUUUCCAAGGGGGUGGCCCACGCAGCCAAGCACCCGAUGGCCUUCAUGCCGUUCGGCAUGGGGGCCCGCAGGUGCGUGGGCCAGAACCUGGCCAUUCUGCAGGCCAGGCUGGCGGUGGCCAUGAUACUCCAGCGAUUCUCGUUCGAGCUGGCCCCGACCUAUCAACACGCGCCAUCUGUGCUCAUGCUUCUGCACCCGAAGCACGGUGCGCCGAUCGUGUUUAGGAAGUUAUAG